Molecule: messenger RNA, 1029 nt
Organism: Protobothrops mucrosquamatus (brown spotted pit viper)
Lineage: Eukaryota; Metazoa; Chordata; Lepidosauria; Squamata; Viperidae
Gene: NDE1
Product: nudE neurodevelopment protein 1
Exons: 8
Coding region: 1-1029 (342 amino acids)
Biological process (GO): chromosome segregation; microtubule nucleation; mitotic centrosome separation
Cellular component (GO): centrosome; kinesin complex; kinetochore
Molecular function (GO): microtubule binding
Source: RefSeq, a predicted model, not a curated record
AUGGCUGACCCCGAAAGGAGCCCCUUCGAUUGUGCAGGGGGGGAGAUCGGCUACUGGAAGGAGCUCUCCGGCAAAUACAAGCAGUGUGUGGAGAGCGCCCAGGAGGAGCUGCGUGAGUUCCAAGAGGGCAGCCGUGAGUACGAAGCCGAGCUGGAGAUGCAGCUGCAGCAGCUGGAGACUCGAAACCGGGACCUGCUCUCGGAGAACGCCCGACUGCAGAUGGAGGUGGAGACGGUCAAGGAGAGGAUUGCCAGCCAACACGCCGACGGGGACCGGCAGAUCUCAGCCCUGGAGGAGGAGCUGGGCCAGGCGAGGGGCGCCCGGGACCAGCUGCAGAAGUACAUCCGGGAACUGGAGCAGUGCAACGACGACCUGGAGAGGGCCAAGAGAGCCACCAUCAUGUCCCUGGAGGACUUUGAGCAGCGGCUGAACCAGGCCAUCGAGCGCAACGCCUUCCUGGAGAGCGAGCUGGACGAGAAGGAGAGCCUCCUGGAGUCAGUGCAGCGGCUGAAGGACGAAGCCAGAGAUUUGCGCCAAGAGCUGGCCGUGCAGCAGAAGCAGGAGAAGCCGAAGGUCUCAGUGGAGGGCUCCUCAGAAGCUGGACGGAUGGACACAGGCAUGCGAGCCACCUCCCCCAGGCCAUCGACCCCUGCAAUCCCCCAGGGGCCCAGCAAUGGAUUUAGUACCCCAGGAGCCUUCAGAAGAGGUUUUGAGAAUGGAUCCAGUGGAACGCCACUUACGCCAGCCGCGCGGAUAUCAGCACUGAACAUUGUGGGGGACCUCCUGCGGAAAGUCGGGGCGCUGGAAUCCAAGCUGGCCUCCUGCCGAAACUUCGUCUAUGACCAGACCCCGUACCGAAGCCCAGCACCGCCCCCUCCCUACUUGGGCAGGGACGUGUAUGAGAGGCGUCUGAGCGGCCCCCACGUGCCCCAGGGGCUGGCCAAGCGACUGGAUUUAGGCACGCGGCCGUCCAACCUUGCAGGGCCGGCGGGCCUUCCAGCACAGAGGGCAGCCCAGAUGCUUUUCUGA